AUGCCGAUCUGCCCAGCUGUCGCGUGUGCCACGUCUGGUCCUUCCAGCGUCGUUGCUGUGAAGAAAGUGGUUCAACAGGCCCGGGUGGAGCCUGGGCUCAACCCUGUGAAGGUUUCCCAGGCAGCUGCAGAUUUGAAACAAUUCUGUCUGCAGAAUGCUCAACAUGACCCACUGCUGACUGGAGUAUCUUCAAACCCCUUCAGACCCCAGAAAGUCUGUUCCUUUUUGUAA
Messenger RNA from Lipotes vexillifer (Yangtze River dolphin), 231 nucleotides. NCBI's taxonomy places the organism in Eukaryota, Metazoa, Chordata, Mammalia, Artiodactyla, Lipotidae. The record is from RefSeq and is a predicted model, not a curated record.